AGAUGGAAGAAGAGCCCAAGCACGAUGAAGCUUUUGAGAGCUUACAAAGCCAGUCCAACCACUCUGAAGUUACAACGCAGAAGAGGGACAUUGAGAAGAGCAACAAGGCUGCGAAUAGUCAAAACGGAGGUGAGCCAGAGCACCAGCCGGUUGCCAAGCGCCGGCGCCUGACCCGCCGAGAUAUGCAGCAACCCAUGGAGAUCGGGGGUCCAAGCUCAGUAAAGAUAGAACUUGCUGAUGGUGUGAAGGUCAAGAAGGAGAAACAUGCGGAGCAGGAAAUCGGUUUUAAAAGACAAGAUAAGGAGAAGAUGGGGCUGGAUGAUCUUUGGCUCAAGGUUCACAAGAAAGUCAAUGAGCAGUCAUUGAUGACAUUUCCAGCUGCAAACGCCGCCGCAGAAAAUGCUCUGAAACCACCGGAAAGCGAGUCAGGCAUUAACCAAGUGCAGACGUCUGCCCAGCAACAGCUGGAACCAAGUGCAUUUGGCAUGGAAGAUGCUUCAAGAUCGAAAGCAGACGAGGAUUCGGCCAAUCCCGAAGAGAGCUCCUUGGAUGCAUUCGCUUCACACGCAGCGACCUGGGCAAAGCAGUGCUUGGCUUUUCGGAGUUCCAAGACUUGGAGUCCCACCAGGCCUUGUUGCCCUGCGAAUUUCUUUUUGCGCUUGGCGAAUGAAACUCCAUCUCCUCCACCACCAGAUGCGCCAGCAUGCGUGCUGCGUCUCACUGGACAUGGCUUGCGGUGCUUGCAGCGCUCUCACGAAAAGCACGACUUGCAUAGCAUGACGUUCCAGAGUCAGGCAGAGGCAUCUCGGACGCCCCUGGACAUGUCGCCACAAGAGCCAACACUAGAUUGCGACUUGAGCAUGCAG
Molecule: messenger RNA, 866 nt
Organism: Cladocopium goreaui
Lineage: Eukaryota; Dinophyceae; Suessiales; Symbiodiniaceae
Source: the annotation of a GenBank genome assembly